CGCUAGGCUGUCGUAAAAUGUAAAGGUCAAAAUUUUAAAACGAAAAGGAAUUUUGAAGCACGUACACUGAAACUAUUUUAAAUAUAAAAAUCUAUUAUUUACUAACAAAUGAUCGGAAACAAAAUUUAUAUUGUAAAGUAGAGCUUCGCGCUAUUUAUUGUACUUGUCAAAACAUUACAUCGCAAUUUGUUGAGUGGAGAAUUCAGUUUGACCGUUUUAAAUGGAAAACAAUGCCUGUUAAAGUAAAUAUUACACCACCACCUCCAGCUAACUCUAAACAGCCUGGAGUCACGAAGUCUCUGCUAUACAACGGCUCAAAAUUCCAAGGCCAUCAGAAAUCUAAAGGAAAUUCAUAUGAAGUGGAAGUUGUUUUGCAGCAUGUUGAUGAACAAAACUCGUACCUUUGUGGUUAUUUAAAAAUUAAGGGUUUAACAGAGGAAUUUCCUACACUAACUACAUUUUUUGAUGGAGAAAUUAUAUCUGCCAAAUAUCCAUUUCUCACAAGAAAGUGGGACGCCGAUGAAGAUGUAGAUAGGAAACAUUGGAGUAAAUUCGAACUUUUUCUACCUUACUUGAAGACAUUUAAUUCAGAUUCGUUUGAUUAUGAGUCAUUAGAAAAGGCUGAUUAUGUUUUUAUGAGAUGGAAGGAACAUUUCCUUGUACCAGAUCACACAAUAAAGGACAUCAAUGGUGCUUCAUUUGCUGGUUUCUAUUAUAUAUGCUUUCAUAAGUCGGCAGCAACUAUAGAAGGAUAUUAUUAUCAUAGGAGCUCGGAGUGGUUUCAAUCAUUGACCUUAAGCCAUGUACCAGAACACAGUAUUCAAAUAUAUGAGUUCAGAUGAAACUUCAAACCAUGGGCACUGAUAACUGGAUGAGAAGUACUUACAUUUUCUAUAAAGGUGAAAAAGAAUAUGUCAAAUCAGAAAUGCUUCAAAAUUCUAGACUUAUUUUGUAGAAAUUUAACUGUCGAUCAAUAUUUAUGAGAUAUGAUGUCCAAAUUUGCACAUACUUUAUUUAUAUAAGAAAUCAUGACUUGAUUCUAAACACUACUAUUAUUAUAUACUCGUUUCUUAUACUGGUUAGAUUUUUUGUUUGUAUUUUUAUGUAAAGUUUAUAGAAUGUAAACGUAAGAUUUAUUAUAUUGACCUUGUACACCAUAUUGUAAAUGUAUUGUGAUAUUAUGUACAAAAUGUCUUUGCCCUUAGUGAUGUGUAAUUUUUGUUAAUAUUUUUCAUUUAGAUUAUAAUUUUUAUUAAAGUUACUUUUUAUGUAGGUAUGUAGAUGAAGUGUGUGCAAAUAUUUUUUUUGGUUUAACAAGUAUAAUAUAUUUUGUAUUAUGUUGUAGAUUGCCAACCGAUGAAGAAAGUAUUUUUUUCAAUAAAACAUUUAAUGUGAAA
This is a messenger RNA of Leptidea sinapis, 1397 nucleotides long. Its product is annotated as glucose-induced degradation protein 4 homolog. The coding region runs from base 231 to 842 and encodes 203 amino acids. The transcript has 5 exons. Gene Ontology annotation, biological process: protein catabolic process in the vacuole; negative regulation of gluconeogenesis; protein targeting to vacuole. Gene Ontology annotation, cellular component: GID complex; extrinsic component of membrane. The record is from RefSeq and is a predicted model, not a curated record. NCBI's taxonomy places the organism in Eukaryota, Metazoa, Arthropoda, Insecta, Lepidoptera, Pieridae.